AUCCAUCAUCACCAUACCUUCCGCAAACCGCAUCUGAGAGAUACUGCCUCCUAAAUCGACCUUAUUCUCAGCCAUGGCAAGUGUAAGGCACAAAAAGUCCGCAGUCACAAAUUCUCCGAGUUGACCCAGUCGCUAGCAUGGCGUGCCUCGCACCGCCACGCGCGAGGAACGGACGGUAGAGGCACGGCAGAAGGAGUUGCAAGAAAUCACUCAAUAUCAAGAGCUUGUUGAAGAAGUUAAUGCUAAGGUUUCUGCCAGCGAAUUUACCCCUGCAUUGCUCCAACAAACAGCCCAGUUGCUUAAGAGGAAUCCGGAGUACUAUACCAUCUGGAAUCAUCGCCGCCGCGUCUAUGUCAGCGAAUUCGAGGAUCUUGCAAGACAGACCGCCUGCGGUCAAAUGGACGAAGAGACUCGAGUCAGCCAGGUGCUGGAUAUCAUCCAGCUGGACUUGCAAUUUUUGUUUCCUCUACUUCUCAAAUUCCCGAAGUGCUACUGGAUAUGGAACCAUAGAUUGUGGCUCCUCGAGCAGUCUACGGCUCUGCUCCCCUCUCCGAAAGCGCGAGGGAUAUGGGAGGAGGAGCUUGUAUUGGUAGGCAAGAUGCUCAGUCGGGAUAGCCGAAACUUCCACGGUUGGGGCUAUCGACGAACAGUGGUGGAUAGCCUCGAGAGCCCAGCUUUACGGGGACAAAGUAUGGCGAGACAGGAGUUGGAAUAUACCAAGAAGAUGAUAGGAACCAAUCUGUCGAACUUCUCAGCCUGGCACAACCGGACGAAGCUCAUCCUCAAAAUCUUGGACGAGGAGAAGGCCACAGAUGAUGAAAGACGAAAGAUGCUGGACGAAGAACUCGAACUGAUACACAAGGCUCUAUUUGACCCCUACGACCAAUCGCUUUGGUUCUAUCACCAGAAUCUGAUGUGCACCUUUGAUAUUGAACAAUCGUUGCGGAGUAUGGCACCGAACCUCUCGGAUGAGCAGCGGCUGGAAUACAUCGCAUCGGAGCGGGAGUACAUUGAAGAAGUUCUGGAGGACGCCCAGGAUUGCAAGUGGCCAUACCAAGCGUUGAUCGAGUGUACAAUGCUGGAAAGCAAACUAAAGACCGGAUUAGAAGACGAGGACCGAGAAAAGGUGGCCCAGUGGUUGGCCAACCUCAAGAGCCUCGAUCCUCUCAGGAGAGGCAGGUGGAUUGAUAUGGAGCAGCAGCUUGGCAAGCAACAAAGGCGGCGUUGAAGUGAUGAGGCCCCUGACAAGCUGGUACCAACUGAAGUCGAAUCUACAAUAUGAUAUGGGAGAAGGAAGACCCGUCAGUGGUGCGUAACUCGUCCUUUGUAAAGGUUAAUGACUCCAAAGCUAUGCGGGUGACGAGUCCCUGGUACAGGUGAAACAAGCCCCAUUGCAUCGGGAGCCGCAAGGACUUUGCAGGCUGCAAGCCCCCUUUAUGGCACAGCCAAACAACGGCGUGAUGGGGCUUGAUCAAAGGGGCAAGGCAACGGACAUGCGAGGAAAUGGGGCUCACUAGGUUAAAUGCUUGAUGCUAAACAC
Cladophialophora immunda is the source of this 1540-nucleotide messenger RNA. RefSeq lists its product as hypothetical. Gene Ontology annotation, cellular component: cytoplasm; Rab-protein geranylgeranyltransferase complex. Gene Ontology annotation, molecular function: Rab geranylgeranyltransferase activity. The record is from RefSeq and is a predicted model, not a curated record. Gene Ontology annotation, biological process: protein geranylgeranylation. NCBI's taxonomy places the organism in Eukaryota, Fungi, Ascomycota, Eurotiomycetes, Chaetothyriales, Herpotrichiellaceae. The coding region runs from base 398 to 1228 and encodes 276 amino acids. The transcript has 3 exons.